CACAAUCCGAUGUGCGUGGACGUGCGUGAAGGAGGUAAUGGAGGACAGUGAUCUACUCACAGGAUACUGUUAAGGAGCUGUUUUCCUUUGCCAUGUUCCAGGCGAUCUUUUCUGUUAGUUACUAGGCGGUUGCAACCCAGACUACAGCAUUUGAUUGGAAAGAGCGGCUGGUGCAUCCACUAAAAUUCAGGAUGGCGUCAGACGGCGUUUCCCCAAACCACGCUUCCAAGGGGAUCAUGACCUUUCACCCCACUGUUGAGGAAUUCAAGAAUUUCACCCGUUACGUUGCUUACAUCGAGUCCCAGGGAGCACAUAAAGCUGGACUGGCAAAAAUUGUCCCCCCAAAGGAAUGGAAGCCCAGAGGUUCCUACAAUGACAUCGAUGAUUUGGUGAUUCCUGCGCCCAUCCAGCAGGUGGUGACCGGCCAGUCGGGCCUUUUCACACAGUAUAACAUUCAGAAGAAGUCCAUGACUGUCCGAGAGUUCCGCAAGAUCGCCAACAGCGACAAGUUUUGCAGUCCACGGUAUGAUGAUUUUGAAGAGCUGGAGAGGAAGUACUGGAAGAAUGUGACCUUUAACCCUCCCAUAUAUGGGGCCGAUGUGAACGGGAGCCUGUACGAUCCCGAUAUCAAGGAGUGGAAUAUUUGCCAUCUGGAUACAGUUCUGGACACCGUGGAACGUGACAGUGGCAUCACGAUUGAGGGUGUUAAUACACCCUACUUGUACUUCGGCAUGUGGAAGACUACUUUUGCGUGGCACACUGAGGACAUGGAUCUCUACAGCAUCAAUUACUUGCAUUUUGGAGAGCCCAAGUCCUGGUACUGCGUUCCUCCUGAGCAUGGGAAGAGACUGGAACGUCUGGCCAAAGGGUUCUUUCCUGGUAGUUCUCAGAACUGUGAGGCCUUUUUAAGGCACAAGAUGACUCUCAUCUCUCCUUCCAUACUGAAGAAAUACGGCAUUCCCUUUGAGAAGAUAACGCAGAAGGCCGGUGAAUUCAUGAUCACCUUCCCCUAUGCCUACCACGCUGGUUUCAACCAUGGUUUCAACUGUGCAGAGUCCACCAACUUUGCCACAGAGCGAUGGAUCGAGUACGGCAAGCAGGCCGUUUUGUGCUCAUGUCGUAAAGACAUGGUGAAGAUUUCCAUGGAUGUGUUUGUGAGGAAAUACCAGCCGGAGCGUUACCAGCAGUGGCUGGCUGGGCGGGACCUGGUGCCCAUCGACCACUCCCGGCCCACCCCGGAGGCCAAGGAGUUCCUGGGCGAGUCUUUUUAUGAUUUCAGCAGCAGCAGCACCAACAGCGGCUCCACGGCGAGCUGCGGGGACGACGGAGAACGGAAGAGCACCAAGCAGAGGAUAGAGACCAAGAGGCACAGAGUGUGUCUGGAGGUGCCCGAAGAGGUCGUACCAAAGGACGAAGAGGACGAUGUAGUUCAGUACGGAAAACGUCCCAGAUUAAGUCUCAUACCUCCACGAACUAUUACACAAGAUGGCAAGAGGAACAAAGGCCCUCCAAAGUUGGUUGUCACGCCAACAAAGCUGACUUUAAUGGAUCCGUUUCACCGCAGCUUGAGUCGGAGCAACAGUGACAGCGGCCGUCUUCCUCAUUAUACCAAGACUCGUGCUCCCGCGAUCUCGUCCCAGUCCAAACCCAGAAACGGGCAUCUGUCCGUCUCGGUCGCGCCCGCGUGGACGGAAGCUGCGGCGCAGCCGUCCCGCAAAAUGGGCGUGGCCAGCCUGCUCUUCCACAAGAUGACCCCAAAAGACACCCUGCAGGUGCACAACUACAGCGCGGAGCAGCAGCAGCAGCAGCAGGCGCACACGCAGCUCCAGGUGCACAGCUACGCCCGGGAGCACCAGCCCCGCCACCUCCAGCACAGAGCCUGCACGCCGUCGCACACACAGGCUCAGGUUUCUCCUCUGGCAGCCGGCUGUGAGAGACUGGCUCCGCAGCAGAUCGCCAUAAUCAUCCAGACCAAAGGAGUAGAGGAUGAACCCGCAGCACAGAGUCCAGAGGUCCAGUACCAGGAGGUCAAGCCCUCAGACUGCCAGGCUCGGGUGGAGGUGUCUCAACCUGAGCCCACCAUCAGUUCUGUUCCCACCAAGAUCGAGCAGCUGCGAGACCACAGGCAGGAGGACACGGGCGCUCCCAAGACCAACAAGAGAAAGAGUAACCAAUGCCCCCUUGUGGAUAAUGGCAUUGUCAUCCUGAAAGACACCAUUCCUGUAAUAAAACCAAUUCACCAUGAGGUCAAGGUGAUUCCCCAGAGUUAUUAUCAGGUGGCAGAAGAGCAGUCGUACUGCAAGUCAGUGGUGAAAAAGCAGCAGGAGCAAGCCCAGCUGUGCAGCCUGCCCCGCCAUCACCCUCUGAUCAGAGAAGUGCACAGUGACGAGGAGGUAUACAUGCCUGUGGAAGUUGAUCAAGUGGAGAAAGAGGACUGGGCGAAGCCCUUGACCCAGUUGUGGCAGUGUCGACCCUAUGACCCCCAGGCGGAGAGGGACCACAACAAGCGCGUGGGCCAGCAGGCUCCGUACUGCUCCAUCUGCCUGCUCUUCCACACCUACCACCAGUCUGAGUCCGGUGGCGGCAGCUCCGGCGUGACGCUGGUGAACCGUCCAGGAGGCCGGCAGUGGUCCAAGCCGCUCAUCCCUGAAAUGUGUUUCAACACCCAGUCCGGCAAAAUGAGCGACGGCGGCGAGGGACAGCUGUCCAACCCGCACGUCGCCGAGGACGGGACCAGCCGGCUGGUCAGCUGUGCGCAGUGCUGCGUUCGUGUGCACACGAGUUGUUACGGCGUGUCUGGGGAAGGAGCGGAGCUGGACGACUGGCUGUGCGCUCGCUGUGAGGCCAACGCCACCACUGAGGACUGCUGUCUGUGUACGCUGAGAGGCGGCGCUCUGCAGAGAGCCAACAAUGACAAGUGGGUUCAUGUGCUGUGUGCCAUCACUGUGCUGGAAGCUCGCUUUGUCAACAUCACCGAGCGCAGCCCCGUGGACCUGUCUGCCAUCCCGCUGCCCCGCUUCAGACUGAAAUGCGCGUACUGCAGGAAGAGGAUGAAGCGGGAGGUGACGGGCUGCUGCGUGCAGUGCUCCCACGGCCGCUGCUCCACGGCGUUCCACCCCACCUGCGCUCAGGCGGCCGGCGUCCUCAUGCACCCGGACGACUGGCCCUUCGUCGUCUUCAUCACCUGCCACCGACACAAAGCGCCUGUAUUACCCGAGCGCAACAAGACGUCCAUGCGGGAGCUGGCAGUGGGCCAGAAGGUGAUCUGUAAAUACAAAAACGGCCGUUACUACCACAGCGACGUGGUGGAGCUGACCACAGCCACGUUCUACGAGGUGGUGUUCGACGACGGCUCCUUCAGCGACAACCUGUUCCCCGAAGACAUUGAGAACCGCGACUGCGUGCGACUGGGCCCGCCGUCCGAAGGCGACGCCGUCCAGGUGCGGUGGACAGACGGGUUGAUAUACGGAGCCAAGUUCGUGGCGUCGCACUCCAUCCCCAUGUACCUGGUGGAGUUUGAGGAUGGCUCACAAAUCACGGUGAAAAGAGACGACAUCUACAGUCUGGAUGAAGACCUGCCCAAACGGGUCAAGUCCCGACUGUCGGUGGCGUCGGACAUGCGCUUCGAGAUCUUCACCCAGAGCGAAGUCAAGCAGAACUCCAAACGGCAGCGAGUCAUCAACUCUCGGUACAGGGAGGACUACAUCGAGCCCGUCAUCUACCGAGCCAUCAUGGAGUGACUCUCCUGCUCUCUUCUGUUUUUUUGUUUUGUUUAGUUUUAUGUUCUUUUCCUCCUCAUCCACUCACCUCUGAGACCUUUUUUUUUUUUUCUUUUCUCGUGCUACUGCUGAUAGGAACGCCGCCUCCCCCCUCCUCCUGUCAGGCUCCAUAUUUAUGAACUACGGCUGGGACUCUAAAUGACUUUUUUGUUCAUUGUACAAUAUUCUUUAACAUCAAUUUUUCCAUCUCCCCGUCGGCUGUUUUCGUCCUCAUGCUUUUCUUUUUCUCAGGAAGAAGCCAUCAAUCCAUUAAUCUAUGUCAGAAAAGUUGAACGAUUGAAAUGAGAUGAGUUUUCUUUUCAGUAGAAUUUGAGUAAGGGAAGACGGCGACGGCGAAUAGUUUUCCAAAUCGUCAAGACAGAUGUUCCACCAGAGUGACAUUGUAAACUGUGUGUCUGUUUUUAACUUCUUCAUGGCGACGUUACACCGCGCUCAUCAGCUCGAGUUACUCAUGAAUUGUGGAAAGACUCGACCCCAAAGAGUGAAACCGUUGUGACCGGAGGUUCUUGAUGGUUGUUGUUGUUUAUUAAACAACGUCCUCUCAGAUUGUA
Messenger RNA from Salarias fasciatus (jewelled blenny), 4330 nucleotides. It is a transcript of the gene kdm4ab, whose product is annotated as lysine (K)-specific demethylase 4A, genome duplicate b. NCBI's taxonomy places the organism in Eukaryota, Metazoa, Chordata, Actinopteri, Blenniiformes, Blenniidae. Gene Ontology annotation, molecular function: histone H3K36 demethylase activity; histone H3K9 demethylase activity. Gene Ontology annotation, cellular component: nucleus; chromatin. The record is from RefSeq and is a predicted model, not a curated record. Gene Ontology annotation, biological process: chromatin remodeling; regulation of gene expression. Bases 192 to 3740 code for a protein of 1182 amino acids. The transcript is spliced from 23 exons.